Molecule: messenger RNA, 6864 nt
Organism: Guillardia theta CCMP2712
Lineage: Eukaryota; Cryptophyceae; Pyrenomonadales; Geminigeraceae
Exons: 11
Coding region: 1-6864 (2287 amino acids)
Source: RefSeq, a predicted model, not a curated record
AUGAAGGACGUUUGCUUUCAGUUCAGCUUGUUCAUGCGUGACGAAACGGCUGAUCCGUCAUGGGUGGAGCUGGUGGAGGAGCUGGAGGGGAUCUUGAACCAGGAGGACAGCUGUCUGUUGAGCGAAUGGGCUGAGGUCAACCAUGAGAGGAUGCUCCACAGGGUGAUUCAUCCGGUCAUCCUCGGCUAUGUUCGUCGACCUUACUUGUCUGCACUGCUCGAAUCUUUGAAGAAAUCAACACAGAUCGGCGCGAAGAAUGUUAGCAGUUGCCCUGAGCACUGGAACCCGUUCGACUGGAGAUUGGUGUCGGAGUUCUUGACGUUAACGCAGCUCUUUGUUGCAGAGAAUGGAAGAGGGAGGAUGAAAUGGAUGAGCAUGAACGAGCAGUUCAAGGACGAGUUUAAUGCACUAGGGCUGAGCAACAUCGUGGGAAAGAAUUUGGAGGCUGAGACAGUCAUGCAAACCCUGAGGGUCUCUUUGGUCCUUGCAAUGAUUCUCUCUGAAAACCCAAUCCGCUGCAUGCAGAUAUAUUUGGAAGUCAAAGGGAGGAGCUUGGAUUUCCAGGCAACUGAUGAGGACUUGAUAUUGAAGUCGAUAGAAGUCUACUUCAAAGCGCAACAUCGUACACUUAAGGUCAUCCUCGAAUAUCUUUCAUUCCUGCGGAGGGACAACGAUGAACUUUGCCAGCAAGUCUUCUGGGCGGAGAAUUCUUUUCUGAAAUGUUGCAACUGCUCAUGUUUGAUGCACGCGCUGACAGAAGCUGCGGAGAUCUGCCUGCACAGGAGCAUCGAAGGGAAUGAAUGCAUCCCUGAAAGACACUUACAACAGCUCCAGUCCGAGAUCCUCAGCGAGUUGUGUGAGCUGUGCAAGCUGCUGCCCCUGGGAGCUGAAGGCCACAGGCUAACAGGAGACGACGUGGCCGUGCUCGAGAGUUUGGCGGCGCUCUACAUGAAGACGUCUUGCAUUACUUUCUCUGAGGUGUCUGGUAUGGAGCAGGAUGUACAUGUGUCGGGUUCUCGUGGAGUGGACUACGGAAGGAAUCUCUUGAUGACAGGGUACAGGUUGCACACGUCUACCUGCUCUUGUUCCUUAGCGAAUGUGUUGACGAUGUUGAUAUGUGGGGCUGAUGCUGAUCUGUCGCCGGAUGUUCGAGGAAGCGAGGGUGAAUCAAUCUUUCAUGAUCUUGUGGAGAUUCUCCACUCGAGCAGGUUUGAGGAGAUGAGCAGUCAGUACAACUCGAGCGGGAGGGAGGGAUUCUUUCUCGCUGAGACGUUGAAAUGGUCCCCUACCUUGCUUCUCCAGCACUUGGGUCUACUCGCGUCAUUCCGACUCGCAAGAUCGAACUCAGCAGAAGCUUUCAAUCAUGCGCUAGCGUCCUGCCUCAACGGCUCCCUGCAUCACCUCGCUCUUAUCCUCGACCUCCCUGCUCUGUCUCGAUGGCCCGACGUGAAGGACGAGCUGGGCAAGCACAACGCGAAUAUUGUUUCAUUCGCGAUUGAUGUACUUGAACAUCAUGCCGUCACUUCGAUAACUCGCGAUGAUAAUGUCAACGGGUCGGGAUACAAGAACUUCGACCAUGAACUUGCUGUUUGGAGUUCUUCAGUGGAAUCAUGUCUUUCUUGCAUCAGAUCUCUUGCUGCAGAUCCUCAAGUUGCAUUUCAUCUCGCCGCCAACGAUCACAUUGGCAAGCUUCUCGCGAUGGUACAGAGGGCGUUGAAGUUGACAGAGAGCGACUUGUCGGGAGAGGCACCUUACAAUCAUCGCGACCACAAGAUGCUGUUCCCUUCUCUCCGCCUAGCCAGCAGUUUCUUCCACUUGUUCUCCACUGUGUUGGAGUCUAUCGAUUCCGUAGCAGCGGACGAGGACUCUGCCUCUCUCUGCUUCCAACGUCUCCUCUCUCGGCUCAACCAGGCGAUUCGAUUGUUCAGAGGAAGCCCGCCUCUUGCCUUCAGCUUCCUUCAAGAUUAUUGUAGACUGUCCGCCUCCUACAUGUCAUUUCCAUCCUCACAGGCAGAAACGGUCGAGCACAAGAAGUACUAUCACUCCCAGCUCAAAAGCCAGCUCUUGGAGAAUUCCGAUCUCCACACGUCAGGAAGUUGUUUUCAUGCGCUCUUUCAGAGCCACUUCGCGGUCCUGACAGUGGAGAAGAAAGAGCUGCUACAGCAGCAGCUCUCACUGUACGAGAGCGCGCUGAUCGACUACUUUUCCUCCCUCCUUCAGCUCAUCCGGACCUGCUGCCCUCGUUUGACACCUGACAGGCUCAAGUCAUUGAAUUCAGACCUCCACAUGUACUCGAGUGAGAUGCUGCUGCCGCACCUUGACUUCCUGCUGUCCACGUGGACCGAGCCAGUCUCUUCGAAGAUCAAGACUCAAGUCGUGCUCCUCAUGAAGGAACUCGUGCUGCCUCUCAGGGGAGACGCGAGUGAGCUCGCAUCCUUUGUCCGCAAGUUGUUUCGGCUGAUGUAUGCUCCCGUGGUCGACCUCGAUCACGGUGCCAUGGGAGGCAAACCUGCUGAUGUCACCAGCAGUAUGUUCAACAUGUUCUAUGUGGAGUUCCUGGUGAUGGACAGGGCCAGCAGGAAGUAUGGGCACACCAUCGCCAUGCUUCAGCUCGUCUCUUCUCUCCUCCCUUCCUUUCCUGCUGAGGUCUCCCGGCGGUUCCUUGCCGACUGCUACCCGAUCAUGCAGCUUGCAACCGAGUCUCAAUCAGCAGAGAACUUCUUGGAUCCCAAGGAGAAGUGGCAAAUUCUCAACGAGCUGAUGAGGAUGGGAAGUCUCUGUCUCCUCCCGCACGUCAUGCGCGAUGACCUGAACCACUUGGAGCAUCUGACGCGGACGAUGCUGGAUCGAUCUGUGUUUGCUAGCUCUGCCAAGAGGUUUGCGACAGGCUCAUCGGCUGAUCCUCGCCUCGACGUCAGGAAGUUGAUACACUGGAUGAUACACCCCAACAUGUCAGAAGAGACAGCGGCAGGCACGGGCGAGCUGAAGGGCCUGGUGGAGGUGGCAGUGGAGCUCGUAGGCAGAGGGCUUGAGCAUGCGCAGCGGCAGGAGGAGACGAUCGCUCUCCCCGAGCUCUCUCACGCCCUUCAGAGCUGUACAGAGCUCUUGAUUGUCUCCUUCCAGCUCUGCGCUGACCAGUGCGGGCCCGAGGAGGCUGACACGGUGUUGGACCACGUGUGUUGGUCGUGGACGGGCACCAACGAGAAGCUCAGCCGCAGGAAAGUCCCGUCGACCCUCCUCGAGUAUGCCGUCUUGGAGGACGAGCCCGAGCUUGCGGCACUUGCCCUGGAGCUGCUGCUGGUCAUCAUCACCUCGUCCAAGAACCCUGUGACCCGCGACGUCGUGCUGGCUGAGAUCUUCUUGCUCGACACUGAGCUGGCGGAGCAGGCUCGGAUCAGUCAUGGCCUGUGCUGUUGGUUCGAGCGAGCGCAAGCCUCGUCCGACGAGCUCUCAGUCGCGAUAUGCUCGAGGAUCCUCCGACUCCUCCUUGCAAGUCUGCGGACACUCGAGGACAGGGAAGAAGAGUCUCCCUCCCUCGCCCUUGCGCUGCUCCAGUGCGCCAACAGCUCAGGCAGUCUCUUCACCACGAUCACGCGACGCUCUUCUCUUCAGUGGCCGAGUGCAGACGAGAUGGCAGGGGAGGAGGCGCUACUGAUGCAGGUGGACAGCCUGCGGAGGGUGAAGAAGUGCUCGGAGCUGGCGGCGAUGACGUCAGAGCUGAUGUACCACCUGGUCCGAUCGCCAUGGGUUGUGGAGAUUCUGAGAGGAUCCUUGGAGGAGGAGAUGUCUCUGCUGCUCGAGCACUUGGCGUCUGACUUCCCCUACUUCGAGCUCAUCAAAAGCAUCCGUGACCGCGUCUCCUUCCUCCGAUCCGGGAACUGGCUCCUGGAGAACGGCUUCGCGGAGCCGCAGGUUCAGGACUUUGAUGGGGGGAUGCUGACAUGGGGGGAGGAGGAAGCGUUUACUAGGUGGCUGUCGAGGUACCCGAGAGAUGAGAGUUUGGUGCAGCUGUUGGUGGCAGGAAGGAGGAGAAUCCAAGAGUUGGAAGGAGUACUAGGGGACCUCGUCAAUUGUCAAAUCCAUUUCUGUCACAAGACUGGAUGGAUGCUGCGAUGUCUGGCCGACUGCAUCUCACACAAGCAUAUCAAUCUCCACGACGACAAGUUCUACUUGAUGUUGUCUUCUUUCAUCGGAUCGAAAGCAAGGGCCAGCAGUCCUGACAAGUUUCACUUCAACUGGCGAAGUGGCUCCUUGCAUCACCUGCUCGACAACCUGACGAAGCUGCAUGGAGUGGAGGAGGAGGUAGACACGCAGUCGUUGGACCUUCAUCCUCUGCUUGCAGCGUCGGAGGCGAAGGAUUGCCUCGUGCCCUGCGACUCGUGGACGUCUGACAUGACUUUUUUCUCUUCAAAUGCCGUCAAACUUCGACUCUCUUGGAAGCUCGCCAAUAUGGGCAGGAGGUCGCAGGGAGAGCAGGAGGCUCUUAACGUGGAAGCGUUUGUCCAGCACAAGCUCUGCUCGCCUCUCAAUGGCUUGAACGUCUUGAUGAGGUGCCAGAGCGCUCGCCAGCACUUCCUCUGCUCCCUCCGUGACUUCAGCCGAACCCUCGCCGACCAUGUCGAGGUCCUGCAUGACGCCGGUUACUGUCCUGAGCUCGCCAUGGCUGCAGUGGAAGAGAAAUUCUCCUUCUUCUUCCACCUCCUCUCUCGCCACGUCAUCCCCGCGUUUCCCGCCCGGCUGAGCGCGAGCAACGUGGAGGUUACGGUGCACCUGAGCUUCCUGCUGGAGCAUGGAGUCUCUUUCUUGGUAGCGCAGCGGAGUCAGCGGGUUGAGUCGGCGGAGCAGGAGGGGAUGAGCGAGACGGUCGGGAGGUGGCGGCAGAAGCUGAUGCUGCUGCUUGACUCUGUCCUCGGCCUCCUCCUCUUCACGAGAGGCUCGUCAGACGGAGGCAUGGAGGAAGGCGGUUCCGUCGGGAGUCGCAUGAUCCGCCAUCGGCUCUACUCAGCUUGCCUCCAGCUGCUCGCCCACCUGAAACUGGACCUGUUCGAGGCCAUCGGAAGCCGCGAGCAACGAGACGGCCUCAUCCGGCGAAACCUCCAGGCUCGCAGCGGCAACAGCAGCACGAGUUUCCUCCUCUUCCGCCCGCGGGAGGUGGAGGCUUUGCUGGACUCUCGCCGCCAGCCUCUUCUCGACCUCACCCUCCGUGACUUCAUCAACUUCGACGAGCAGCCGAGGAGCUGGGACCCGAGCUGGGAGUGCAGGACCCUCGCCCUCCGCCUCCUCCUUCACCUGCUCCCCAGCGGCAACACUGCGCUGCACUCGAGAUUCGCGCCCAGCAAGGGCUCUCUGCUCCCCGACCUUUCGAGCUUCUUGCAGCGUUCGCACCUCAUCCGCCACUGCCUGGACGACCUGGAGGGGAGGACGUCGUUGCCCUCCCUGCUCGACCCCAGCAGCCACGAGAAGUUUGCGGGGCACCUCAACGUGUUCACGGCGAAGGUCCAGCUGUUGAAGCAGCUGUCAAGCUCUGAGGCAGGGCUGAGGGAGUUGACAAGGAACGGCAUCCUGCACAAGCUGGGCCUCUGCUCGUUCCUGUCCUCGAGAAUCUUCAGCAGAGAGCAGGCCAGCGCGUUGCUCUUUCCUCCCUCCGGUCAAACCUCUCGGGUGUCGAAGAACCUCCUCGCCCUCUCCUUCCUCUCCUUCUCCCUCGUUGCCUCCCUCCUCCGCAUCCCUGCCAGUUCCAUGCCAGAGCUGCUUGCUGGACGAGCGACACAGAGUGAGAGGAUGGAGGAGGAGGAGGAGGAGGAGGAGGAGACAGCACCCGCAAAGAUGGAAGAGAGUAUCCUCAAGUUCAUCUGGAACCAUCGGGCACUGAUGCAGGCCAUCUGCUCUCCUCCUCAUGAGCGAGCGAGCUGGCAGCAGGCGCUGGUGCCCUUGAACGGAUCAACGAUGAAGAGGAUGAAGGUGGAGGCCACUGAGCGACAUCGUUGCGUCCUCGCCGACCUCUUCCUCUCUGCCAACCGUCUCCGCGUCCUCGAGUCAGACGCCCCCAACCCCGGACCUCUCGGGGCCCAGGUGAAGGAGGAGGUGAAGCAGUACGUGAUCGCCAUGCUCGACCACUUGCUGGAGGAGAAGACGAUACGCACAUUGCCGUGGGCUGGAGGAGAGGAGGAGGACGAGGAGGAAGAGAAGGAGGAAGUGUGGGCGGUAGAGGACGUCGAUUUGCUUCCUCCCCAAGCUGUGAAGGAUCUCAAGCUUGAGACGCUGCGGCGCUGCCUCUCUUUCCUCUUGCAGCGUGUUGGUCCCCAGGGAGGAGGAGGGGAGCUGAUGGUGGAUAGUUCGGAGGAGCACACAAGCUCCCGAUGCUUCUUGCCUGCAGUCAGGCUCGUGGAUUUCCUUGGGCUCUGUGUGGACUAUCUUUGCGGGAAGGAGGAGGGGAGGGGAGGGCAGGAGGAGGAUGGGGAGGGCGGGAACGGAGCAUGGGGGGAGCUGUGCAGGAGAUGGCAGCGCUUGUUGGAUCGCAAAGUUUCAGCGUCCAGGGACGGAAACCUUCGCUUGCAGGAUAGAGAUUUCAGCUACUUCCGCGAGCAUGUAGAGAAGGUUUGCAAGGUCACAGAAGACGCGCUGGAGCUGAUGGUGAGGAGCUUUCACCUGGAGGUGGGCGGGGAGGAGCAGAGGUCGAGCAGGAGAAACUCUCUUGUCCUCGCCUCCAGGAUUUGGAACCCAGACGGCAAGGGAUACGCACAACGAUUCUUGAAGUUCUGCCAGCAGCGGCACCAGGAGCAGAGCAUGCAGUGCAACUGGCCGCGCGUCCAGGAGGCGAAUGAGAGGCUGCGAGACCUGCAGGAGGGAAGAGAGAGGAGAUGA